Molecule: messenger RNA, 1062 nt
Organism: Diabrotica balteata
Lineage: Eukaryota; Metazoa; Arthropoda; Insecta; Coleoptera; Chrysomelidae
Source: the annotation of a GenBank genome assembly
AUGAAUAGACUUGGUGAGAUAACACCAAGGAAAAUAACAAUACCGUACAUAAAAGGAUUAUCAGAAAAACUUAAAAGAAUAGGAAAUAAAUUCCACAUUUCAAAAACAUUCAAGACAACAAACACGUUGAGAUCUAUUUUAUCCAAAACCAAACCUAACAAUGAACAAGAAAGGACAAAGAAUUGCAUUUAUAAAAUACCUUGUGAAUGUGAUCAGUUUUAUUUAGAAUGUGAUAGAUCUCAAAUAUGUAAACACGCAUGGGAUAAUGAAUAUAGGGUUCAAUGGAAUAAUUCAAAUGUUGUCCUAAAAGAAACGGAUGGUAAAAAAAGAAAAAUUAAAGAAGCGGCUUUAAUUAUGCUAAAUGAGGCCAAUUGUGUCGCAAAUUCCUCGGCAGAAUGUAGUAGGAUCUGGUUAGCAAUAUUGAAAGAGGAAGUUAUUAAUAAGAAAAUACCAGUAUUAAUAAUUAAUUCCACAUCUACACACGCGAAACGUAAUUUAGAAAGCGAUCGUUUAGAGGUUUUAGAAAAAGAUCUACAACUUGUCAACGAACUUCAAAACAUACUUGACGGAAUAUAUUCAUCCAAUCGUAGAAGGAAAAAAAGAGAACUGCCCAUAUACUUUGAACAAAUUCCUUUGACACAAAAUGUUGCUUUUGCCAACACUGAGGUACCACAAAUAUUAAAUGAAUGGAAUGAAAAGGAGUUGAUGGAAAAUAAUCGUGAACCAAAAACUGUUAUAAUAAGAGAAAAAAGGCAUCCACGAUCCCUACGACAUUUAAAAAGAAAAAAGAAAUAUAAGAGAAGAAGACAAGAUAUACAAAAUGUACCUGCAGAUGCUGCAACCAAUCGUAAAUCUAAGUUACCAAAUAUUUAUAUGGAUCAACCUGACUUUAACACAGGGCGAAGAUCCGAAUUUCCAUGGUCAAAGAAGGAAAAUUUAAGAAGAAAAUACAGAGAUUGGAUAAACGUUUAUGAUGAAAACAUACCAAUGGGAGUAACACAAGCAAACAGUUACGAUCAGAAUGAUGAAGGUAAGUAUUUUCAUAUUAUUACAACUGUUUAA